AUGCCUUCAGAAUCAAAAUAUCAAAAGCAACAAACACAACCACGCGACGCCAAAAUCAUUUCCCUUAUACUCCAAUCGCUGGGUGUUGAGCAGUACGAUCCCAAAGUCGUCGUUCAGUUACUGGAAUUUGCGCAUCGGUAUACUAGCGAUGUACUACAGGAUGCUCUAGUCUAUGCAGAACACGCGAACAAAAACGAUCUUGAUCUGGACGAUGUGCAAUUGGCUAUACAAGGACGAGUCAACCACUCUUUCACCAACCCACCACCCAAAGAACUUUUGCUUGAACUUGCUGAAGAAAAGAACAAGAUACCAUUGCCAUUGAUCCCUGAAAAGUAUGGCAUUCGUCUUCCAAAUGAAAAGCAUUGCUUGACAGGCCUCAAUUUCUCCAUUGUUCCCGAUGCACCACCUCCACCACAACCCAUUGUCGAUCAACCUGGCUCAUCCAGUCAACCCUCCAUGGCAUCACCAGAUACUGAAACACCCAUGCAAAUAGAUCAGUCAUCACAACAGCAACAACCCACUGAUACUGCUGGAGCCAAACGAGGGAGAAGUGCUAUGGAAGAUGAUGAUUAUGAUUUUUAG
Molecule: messenger RNA, 582 nt
Organism: Lichtheimia ornata
Lineage: Eukaryota; Fungi; Mucoromycota; Mucoromycetes; Mucorales; Lichtheimiaceae
Exons: 4
Coding region: 1-582 (193 amino acids)
Biological process (GO): RNA polymerase II preinitiation complex assembly; DNA-templated transcription initiation
Cellular component (GO): transcription factor TFIID complex; SAGA complex
Molecular function (GO): RNA polymerase II general transcription initiation factor activity; transcription coactivator activity; protein heterodimerization activity
Source: RefSeq, a predicted model, not a curated record